AUGCCGGCCAGACUUUAUCUAAAAGGAUUUAAAGAUGGUUAUAUUGAUAAUGAUGAGACAGAGGAUUUAGAAAUUUGCGAUAUGGAUUUAGAAAAAUUUUUUUUUUUGGAAGACAACGAUAAAAUAGAUGAAGAUAUGGAAUUGGAAAGUCAUAAAGAUUGA
Entrophospora candida is the source of this 162-nucleotide messenger RNA. NCBI's taxonomy places the organism in Eukaryota, Fungi, Glomeromycota, Glomeromycetes, Entrophosporales, Entrophosporaceae. The record is from the annotation of a GenBank genome assembly.